AUAAAAAAGAACUUAUUUCAAUUCCCUCGCAUAUAAUAUGCAUGGUUGUAUUACUAUAAAUAAAUUUGUGUUAGUCUUGAAUAUAAACAAGAAGUAGAGGUUGUGUACUUGAGCACCAAAGAUCAGGCCAUUCAUUGCUUUUGCUCAACAUACACCUCUCUUUGUCUCUGUUUCUCAUCCUCUCAAAAAAAAAAAAAAAUUCUUUCUUUCUCAUUUUCUUGCCUUUGCUUCAAUUAGCAGCUCCAAAAAUUCACCCUUUUUCUUAUCACUUACUGAUGAUCUACAGCUCGAAUGCUGCAGCACUCGAUCGAUUUUUCUGCUUUUAUUUCUUCCUCUGACAUAAUCCCAUCAAUUUUGAUAAUCGUAACUCGCAAGCCAAACAAAUAUACAUACUAUGCUUAGCUAAAAUACGUGCCUUUUUCGCAAAGUCAUUACAAAAGUGUAUAUAUGCUAUAUAUGUUUGUCGUACUAACAAUAUAAGUGUCCAUAAGUUGGAAGAUUGUUAGCUUAGUUAGCUUUCAUCCUUGAUUAAUAGCCAAUUUGGUUGAAUAAUGGAUCGAAUUUCGGCGUAUCAACCUGGAAAUGUAGAUGAUAUUACUAGCCAAAUUGGUUUGAUUUGGGAUCAAGCUAAAUAUCCACUAUUAAUUCCGUUACUUAAGUUAUUGGUAAAGGUUUGUUUAGGAAUGUCAUUGAUGCUGUUCGUGGAACGAGUUUAUAUGGGGUUUGUUAUUGUACUGAUUAAAAUCUUCGGUCGUAAACCCGAGAAAAGGUAUAAUUGGGAACCAUUGAAGGAUGAUUUGGAGCUAGGGAACUCUAAUUACCCUAUGGUUCUUGUUCAAAUUCCCAUGUACAACGAGAAAGAGGUAUAUCAAUUAUCAAUUGGAGCAGCAUGUGGGCUUUCAUGGCCAUCAGAUCGUAUCAUAAUCCAAGUGCUAGACGAUUCAACUGAUCCAAUUACUAAGAAUAUGGUGGAAAUGGAAUGCCAAAGAUGGGGAAGCAAAGGAAUAAACAUAAAAUAUGAGAUAAGAGACAACAGAAAAGGGUACAAAGCAGGGGCACUUAAGGAAGGAAUGAAGCAUAAUUAUGUUAAGGAGUGUGACUUUGUUGCUAUUUUCGAUGCUGAUUUUCAACCUGAGCCUGACUUUCUUUGGCGAACUAUCCCUUUUCUAGUUCAUAACCCUGAAAUUGGUCUUGUUCAAGCUCGUUGGAAGUUUGGGACAGCUGGGGUAUGGAGGAUAUCAGCAAUCAAUGAGGCUGGUGGGUGGAAAGAUCGAACAACUGUGGAGGAUAUGGACUUGGCUGUGCGGGCCAGUCUUAAGGGUUGGAAAUUUGUUUAUGUGGGUGACCUUAAGGUAAAAAAUGAACUUCCAAGUACCUUCAAAGCAUACCGAUAUCAACAACAUAGAUGGUCAUGUGGCCCUGCUAAUCUAUUUAGAAAAAUGGUACAAGAAAUCAUAACAAAUAAGAAAGUGUCACUAUGGAAGAAGGUUCAUGUGAUAUACAGCUUCUUCUUUGUUAGGAAAAUAGUAGCGCACAUUGUUACCUUCAUUUUCUAUUGCAUUGUAUUGCCAGCAACAGUUUUGGUCCCAGAAGUUGAAGUGCCAAAGUGGGCAGCUGUUUAUAUUCCUAGCACUAUUACUCUCCUCAAUGCUGUUGGGACCCCAAGAUCUCUUCAUCUUGUAGUGUUUUGGAUUCUAUUCGAGAAUGUUAUGUCAUUGCAUCGAACUAAAGCAACAUUUAUCGGCCUCCUAGAAGCUGGGAGAGUCAACGAAUGGGUUGUUACAGAGAAAUUAGGAGAUGCACUAAAAAACAAAUUAAAUAGUGCUAAAUCAUUCAAGAAACCUCGCAGCAGAAUUGGAGAAAAAAUCAAUAUGUUGGAGCUUAUGGUAGGAGCCUACCUAUUUUUCUGCGGAUGCUAUGAUGUUGCAUUUGGGAGAAACCACUACUUCAUUUACCUAUUCUUGCAAUCCUUGGCAUUUUUCAUUGCUGGGUUCGGUUAUGUGGGCACGUUUGUUCCCAAUUAUUAGAUAACCUACUAAACCAAAUUGGCAAAAUUAAUGUGUGAUAUAAAUAGAUUCCCUGUUUUCCUAUUAAAUUAAUUAAUUUCAAUUUGUUUUUGUUUUGAUAAUUUAUGUAUUAUUGUCUCUUUGUUGCCUUUCUAAGCAACGUAUACGAAAUGUUUUUUUCUUUUGAAUUUUGGAAUAUACACAAGAAAUAUCAUUCAUUUUUUUUUGGUGGUAUUUAGAGAGCCAUAAGGGCAGGGUGAGAAAUAAUCCCAAUAUCACUUGGAAUCGGGAGGGGAGCUCUAACCACUUAAGCUAUCCCUCACUCUCAGAAAUAUCAUUCUUUGUAAUCGAAUAUAAACAAUCUGCAAGGCACGUAUGUCCUAUUGUUUCA
This is a messenger RNA of Chenopodium quinoa (quinoa), 2397 nucleotides long. Its product is annotated as glucomannan 4-beta-mannosyltransferase 9-like. The record is from RefSeq and is a predicted model, not a curated record. Gene Ontology annotation, cellular component: Golgi apparatus. The coding region runs from base 552 to 2027 and encodes 491 amino acids. NCBI's taxonomy places the organism in Eukaryota, Viridiplantae, Streptophyta, Magnoliopsida, Caryophyllales, Amaranthaceae. Gene Ontology annotation, molecular function: mannan synthase activity. The transcript has 8 exons.